GCGGUCACAUCAUCCAUGUUGUAUUUGAUAGUUGUUAAAUAAUAAUUAUUUCGUUUUAAGCUCUUUAUAAAUAUGUCCAAGCAACCCUCCUUUGUAUCCCGUAAUCUGGUGGCUAUCGUGAUGAUCCCUAGUCUGGUGGGAAUCCAUCUGGGCUGGAGCUACAUGCAAAACAACAGGAAACUGGUCACGGAGGCAGAACAGAUCGACUUGCCGCCGGUUACUUUUGCCAAGUUUGUGUGGAACAAAGUGACGGGAGGAGGGACUUCGGCAGAGUGACAAUCCGUUUUUGUGAUGACCUUAAGAAAUACAAUCUAUUUAUUGUAUAGAAUAAUUAAAACUACAUACAAACGGUA
Messenger RNA from Drosophila eugracilis, 353 nucleotides. RefSeq lists its product as uncharacterized. The record is from RefSeq and is a predicted model, not a curated record. Bases 73 to 276 code for a protein of 67 amino acids. Lineage: Eukaryota; Metazoa; Arthropoda; Insecta; Diptera; Drosophilidae. The transcript is spliced from 2 exons.